GAAAACUACAAUAACAAUGCGCCAAUGCAGUCUGCGCAUGCGCGCACACCACAUAUCCGAGUGCGACGCCAGUAGAUAAACCUGCUGCCGAAGAGAGACGGACUGAAACGAGAAAAGGACCAAUGAUCCCCAUAUGUCCCGUGGUGUCGUUCACCUAUGUGCCCAGCCGGCUCGGUGAAGAGGCCAAGAUGGCCACCGGCAACUACUUCGGCUUCACGCACGGCGCGGCUGCGCAGUACAGCCAGCAGCCGGGCGGGGGCGUGGCCUACACCCACCCGUCCACGGUGGCGAGCUACACGGUGCACCAGGCCCCGGUGGCAGCCCACACCGUGGCGGCCGCCUACGCCCCCACCGCCGGGGCCGUGGCCGUAGCCCGGCCCGCCCCGGUCGCCGUGGCAGCCAGCGCCGCCGCCUACGGGAGCUACCAGCCCGCCCACGCCGCCACGGACUACGGCUACGCCCAGCGGCAGGCGGAGGUGCCCCCCCCGCCGCCCCCCGUCACCUCCCAGAACUACCAGGACUCCUACUCCUACGUGCGCUCCACGGCCCCCGCGGUGGCCUACGACAGUAAGCAGUACUACCAGCAGCCCGUUGCCACGGCAGCAGUGGCGGCGCCGCAGCAGACAGCCGCAGAAUCCUACUACCAGACAGCGCCCAAGCCGCUGUACACCCAGGGGGUCACCCCCUACACCCAGGGGGUCACCCCCUACACUCAGACCCGCCAGGUGACCGCCAUCAAGCCGGCCGCCCCCAGCCCGGCCACCUCCACCUUCUCCAUCUACCCCGUGGCCUCCACCGUCCAGCCCGGCCCCCCCGCCACCGUGGUGCCCGCCUACUCCCAGAGCCCCACCUACAGCACCAACGCCGUCACCUACUCUGGGACCUCCUACUCAGGCUACGAGGCGGCCAUCUACUCGGCGGCGUCCAGCUACUACCAGCAGCAGCAGCAGCAGCAGCAGAAGCAGGCGGUGGCGGCGGUGGCGGCGACGGCCGCCUGGACCGGCAGCACCUUCACCAAGAAGCCCCCCCCCUUCCAGAGCAAGCAGCUGCGGCCCAAGCCCCCCCCCAAGCCCCCGCAGAUCCACUACUGCGACGUGUGCAAGAUCAGCUGUGCUGGCCCGCAGACGUACAAGGAGCACCUGGAGGGCCAGAAGCACAAGAAGAAGGAGGCGGCGCUGAAGGCGUCCCAGAGCUCCGCCUCGGCGGCGGGGGGCGCGGCGGGCGCGGCCCGGGGCACCCAGAACCAGCUGCGCUGCGAGCUGUGUGACGUGUCCUGCACCGGGGCGGACGCUUACGCUGCGCACCUCCGCGGGGCCAAGCACCAGAAGGUGGUGAAGCUCCACACCAAACUGGGGAAGCCCAUCCCCUCGACAGAGCCCAGCGUGGUGCCUCAGACCAGCACCGCCCCCUCCUCCACCAAGACCUCCACCUCCAGCCUGCCCGCCGCCUCCGCCCAGGCCUCCUCCAGCGCCCCCUACCUGAAGCCCGUGGCCAUGGUGAGCGGAGCGGCAGGCAAGGCGCCCAGCUCCGCCGCCGCCGUGAAGAAGGUCGCCACGCCCAAGAUCCACUUCGUUGGGGGCAACAAGCUGCAGACCACGGCGAAGGCAGAGGAGCCCCGGGCGCCGGUGGCCCGGCCCCCCGCCGCCGCCGCCGCGCCCUCCAGCGAGCCCAAGAGCGAGGUGGCAGAGUCCCUGGCCGCGCUGGCCGCGCUGCAGAGCGAGGUGCAGCCCGUGGGACACGACUAUGUGGAGGAGGUCCGUAACGAUGAGGGUAAAGUCAUCCGCUUCCACUGCAAGCUGUGUGAGUGCAGCUUCAACGACCCCAACGCCAAGGAGAUGCACCUGAAGGGCCGGCGCCACCGGCUGCAGUACAAGAAAAAGGUGAACCCUGAACUCCAGGUGGAGGUGAAGCCAAGCAUCCGCGCCCGCAAGGUCCAGGAGGAGAAGAUGAGGAAGCAGAUGCAGAAGGAGGAGUACUGGAGGAGGCGUGAGGAGGAAGAGCGCUGGAGGAUGGAGAUGAGGAGGUACGAGGAGGACAUGUACUGGAGGCGCAUGGAGGAGGAGCAGCACCACUGGGACGACCGGCGCCGCCUGCCCGACGGCGGCUACCUGCAGGGACCUCCCGGGCCCCCCGGGCUGCUGGGGGUCCGCCCCGGCAUGCCAGGCCCUCAGCCUCUGGGGCCAAUGCCCCCCCGGCGGCCAGACUCCUCUGACGACCGCUACGUGAUGACGAAGCACGCCGCCAUCUACCCCUCGGAGGACGAGCUGCAGGCCAUCCAGAAGAUCGUCUCCAUCACAGAGCGCGCCCUGAAGCUGGUGUCUGACAUCAUCACGGACCAGGACAAGGAGGUGAACCCGGAGAAGAGCCAGGAGAAGAGCCAGGAGAAGAGCCAGGAGAAGAGCCAGGAGAAGAGCCAGGAGAAGAGCCAGGAGAAGAGCCAGGAGAAGAGCCAGGAGAAGAGCCAGGAGAAGAGCCAGGAGAAGAGCCAGGAGAAGAGCCAGGAGAAGAUGGACUCGCCCAAAGACAGGGCCCUGAAGGGGGUGAUGAGGGUGGACGUCUUGGCUAAGGGGCUGCUCCUGCGCGGGGACCAGAAGGUGAACCUGGUGCUGCUGUGCUGGGAGAGGCCCACCCAGCGCCUGCUGAGCCGUAUCGUGGAGCACCUGCCGGCGCAGCUCACGGUGGUGACGCCAGAGAAGUACGAGGUGAAGGGUUCCGUCGAGGAAGCCGCCAUCAUCCUCACUUCCUGUUCAGAGCCGAAGAUGCAAGUGACCAUCACCCUGACGUCGCCCGUCAUCAGAGAGGACGGAGUCCAGGACGGAGGUUGGAGACGUCCCUGCAGUCUCUCCCGCUUCCCUCUACACCCCCGUCCCUCCCUCUUCUCUCUCUACACCCCCCGUCUCUCUCUCCCCUGCUCUAUAUCUAUCAAUAUAUCUCUAUCUCUAUCUCUAUUUAUAUAUUAAAAUCAAUCUGAUCUAAUGGGUCAAUGUAUUGAAUCAGACUCUUAAGAGCAGCUCCCUGGUGGCACGUCACAUUUCAGCCAUUUUAUCUCCUCUAGUUUCUUCUCAUGCGUGCGUCAGGCUCUUACUGUAGACAACGAGAAGCUUCCCGGAGGCCCUCAGAGGGUGAUGUUCGUAGGCUCCGAGCGUCUGGACCUUCUUCUGGAGUCCCUUUCUUCAUCAUACCUGCAAACUCGUCGCCUUUCGCUGAAAUUCACCACGCUGGCAGAAAAGUUUGAUCCAUUUUGAACCAGUGGUUGUUCUAUUAUGAGAUCCUGACCACAUCCUCCACCCUGAUGGUGUCUGUUGGGAGCGUAUCAUCAUUACUCCUGGACUGAACCAGCACGUGGGUAGAGUGGUGGACGGGCUAUGACCUCUAAACCCCUGUAGAGGCAUGCUGGUGGGCGAGGAGGGCUCCUCAUCGUCUCCCAGGAGCCUCACCUAGAACAGGUCACUGCAGGCUCUGACAUCUUGUUUGCAGUACUGCGGUAUCAAAGGCAGUUUAAAAGAAGGAUGAGAAACGCUGGUUUAGCACAUUUGAUGUUCCGUGAACUUAUCUUCUCGUCUCUAUCGCGAGUUUGCAGGUGUGAUUACUAAAAGCAUUGAUAUGCACCGACUACACUCCACUCAGGAACCCUGAAGCUAUCCUUAUUGAACGUCUAUUUCUACCUAUUCAAUGAGACGUAGAAUGUGCAGUUUGAACAGUGCCAGCAGUGACUGCCUUAGGGCCCCGCUCUAUAAUUGAUCUCUUAAAUGCUCUCCUGAAACCAAGCAUGAUCAGUGUCUGCAUUGUGUCAGUGUAGACCUCCUGGGAUUGGGUUUCCUCGUAGUGCUAAUGCAUCUCAGCUGCUUCUAGACGUCCACAGACGCUCCGGUGGAGUCCAGAGGCCGUCUUAACUUGAGAACCUGGUGUGAAACUCCAACUUCACGAUUAACUGCAAAGUUUCUUUGAUUGUACUUUGUGGCAAAGUUUGAAUUGUGCGCCAUUUUCUCAAUUUAGGACUCCACUUAGGAUGCAAGGAGCCGGGGUCGCGCCUCCGCAGGAAACGAACGUAGCUCGUUGUCCGACCGCUGGACGCGCUCAGAGCACUCCCUCAGUCUCAACACAACCUCUCACUAAUCAGGCCUCAAUCAGAAACGGCUCCCAAAAUCACCCCCUUUUUCCAAACACUGAGAGCCCUGCUUACAAUGCACCGUGUCCGGCUAGGAUCAGGUGGGCUAAGACGGGCCAUCAGGUGAUCAGGGCGAGGGGUUGUGAAGGAGGGGGUCUGACGUGUUGACGACUGACUGGGUGUGCAUGCAGCGACCUCCUGACCCUGCGCCUUCUGGGGCCUUAAAGUGUUCUUUCCUUUCCAGCACGCAUCGCUGCCUCGUGUCUCCUAGUCCAGCCUAAAGCCUCUCAAACAAACCUUAGUGACUCCCAGUGUCUCCGGAAGGGUUUCUGACCAAGGUCCCCCCAAUCACCCCUCAGAACACUUUGCCACACCUACCGUCACACACCUGCUGCUCCCACACACACCAUCACCCCCAACCUGCAACGGGUUAGGGAUACCAGACAUGGGGGGUUAGUACUACCAAGACCUGGUGGGUUAGGGUUGGUAACAUGUGAUGAGUUAGUUAGACCGGGCUAAGUACCACUAUACAUCUGAUGGGUUAGUUAAAGUGGGGUUAGUACCACGAGACAUGUGAUGGGUUAGUUAGACCGGGGUUAGUACCACGAGACAUGUGAUGGGUUAGUUAAACCGGUGUUAGUACCACGAGAGAUGUGAUGGGUUAGUUAGACCGGUGUUAGUACCACGAGACAUGUGAUGGGUUAGUUAAA
Messenger RNA from Gadus macrocephalus (Pacific cod), 4818 nucleotides. It is a transcript of the gene zfr, whose product is annotated as zinc finger RNA binding protein. Bases 123 to 2960 code for a protein of 945 amino acids. Gene Ontology annotation, molecular function: single-stranded RNA binding; double-stranded RNA binding; zinc ion binding. The transcript is spliced from 16 exons. Lineage: Eukaryota; Metazoa; Chordata; Actinopteri; Gadiformes; Gadidae. Gene Ontology annotation, cellular component: precatalytic spliceosome. The record is from RefSeq and is a predicted model, not a curated record.